AUGGGUAAUUCGCAUGCAAAAAUCAUCAAAUUCAGGUAUAAAUCCGCCAAGAAGGUACAAAACAGUAGGGAAACUUCAAAGAAUGGAGGUGCAAUCCGAACACAAUUUGGACACAAUCGAACCACAAUAUUAAUUGAAGUCUCAAUUACAGUUCAAUUGGGGCACAAUUUCCACAAAAUCUUGCCUAGGACCCACUGUUCACCACAAUAG
Molecule: messenger RNA, 210 nt
Organism: Ogataea haglerorum
Lineage: Eukaryota; Fungi; Ascomycota; Pichiomycetes; Pichiales; Pichiaceae
Exons: 1
Coding region: 1-210 (69 amino acids)
Source: RefSeq, a predicted model, not a curated record